AUGCACAAUAACCACCUGACUCCUCCUCCUUUAGGUUCCGUUACCAAGACCAGUAACUUGGCCAACUUCUACGGAGGAGAAAACCUGUGGCCGGAGUCAGGCUGGAAGCCCUCGGAGGGGGAGAAGUCCGACGGUAAGGUGGUGAACGAGCGGAGAGCCCCGGACCGCGACCUGCUGGCCUCGCUGGCGCCUGAGUACGCCGAGAUCGACUCCCUCGGCACCUUCACCGCUGGCAAGAAAGGGGACCUGGAUGUGAGCGCUGAGGCGUACGCUUCUGCCUCCGUCCUAGCGGCUUGUAACAGGAAGAACAAGCAGUCGACGGAGAAGUUCCUGUCAUUGCCGCAGUGUGUGCCGCUCUUGAAGGGAUCCCACCACCUCCUGCAGGGUCAGUCCCAGCAGCAGCAGCAACAGCAGCAGGAGGACUACAGCUGCAGGCUCUCCAAGGACGUACUCAACAACACAGACAACGAAGACAAAUCAGUGACGGAAUCCAAGCGACCGUUCUUCAUCGAGACCUCUUCCCCGACGUUGAUAGGUUCCUCGAGUCUGUCUUUCAACUGCACCGGAGCCCAGAGGAUGACCUCGACCCCAAGGGGCGCCCUCAGCACCACGCUCAGCGGCCACCACCUGUCCCGUCACGCCCCUGGCAAGGGCGGGGUGUCUCCCUACAGCGUGAAUCCCUUCACCUCUCAGCCUCACCUCCUGCAUAAGGGUGUGGCCUUGACCCUACGAGACCUGGUGCCACCCCCGCCGCCACACCCUCCUCCAGGGGCCCACAGACACCGGGAGUUCUCCAGGACCAACACACUAGAGGAGCUGCCGUACGCCUGCUAUUCCUCGACCCGGGUGGCCUCCCCGCGCCCCUCCCGUACCGCUAGCCUCGAGGGGGGCGGCUCCCCCUACGGUGGCUCCACCAACACUUACCAGAGCAUCGACGGCCUCACCGACGCCCUACGUCGUGACGACGACGUUCGUUGCUGCUCCCACUCCUGCAGCCAUGGCCAGUGCCAUUCGCACCAUGGCCAUGGCCACGGCCACUCCCAUGGCCGCUGCAGCACCUGCGGCUCACGCAACUCAUCGUCGUCUUCGUGUCGGCGCAACAGCGGUCGCACCAGCCGUUGCGGUCACGUCAGGUCGGGCCGGACCUCGGGGGGAUCAAUGCACUCCUUAGCCCGGCCGUGCUGCCAUGAUCCUACCCGUGUUUCCCCGUAUGAGUCGACGGCGCCCGCAAUUCCCUCACACGCCUAUCGGCCCAAUUUCUACGGUUGGGCCUCGCCCCCGGGGUCCCCGGCGAUGGACGACGGCAGGAUGGGACCCCGACGGCAAGUGUCCCUUGACAGCGAUGCUCUGCUGAGGUCCGAUCAGACGCAGGUCUACGCGGCGGGAGGCUCCAUCCGCUCUGAUGGGGAGUACUGGUGUAGCCGCGAUGCCGCCAGCGUCUACGGAGGGUCGACGCGCUCUGCCGGGGGCGAGACUGGAGUCGGAUCCAGAGCCGGACCACAGGGAGUCUCCCCGGAUUCCAGUGCCGUGGAGGGCGUGCCGAGUGACGCCGUGUCCUGCGGCUCCUGCGAGGACACGGAGGCCUCCUUUUACGCUUCAUGUGAUAAGCAGACGAAAUUAUAAAUCC
Procambarus clarkii (red swamp crayfish) is the source of this 1627-nucleotide messenger RNA. Lineage: Eukaryota; Metazoa; Arthropoda; Malacostraca; Decapoda; Cambaridae. The record is from RefSeq and is a predicted model, not a curated record.